CUGGGCGUGUGCUGUGCUCUAAGCGCCCUCUUCUUCCUCCUCUACACACACGCGCGCACACGCGCUUUUUGCCCAUCGACGCACACCGGCAGCUCGUUGUUCGUUGUUUGUGUUACGCAUCUGUUUCAGUGAAAGUGUAGCGCGCUGGAAAAAGACAAACGCACAGCGACCGUGUACAGCAGUGCUAUGAGUGAAUCAGCGGGAAGGAUGUCGACAUAUUAUUGACGUGUGUGCUGCGUCCUGUCGUCGAGACGAGCGCCGUGUGUUUUCCUUUGAGUCCACAGCAGUGACAAUGACGGAGUAUAAGUUAGUGGUGGUUGGUGCAGGUGGUGUGGGCAAGAGUGCUUUGACCAUCCAGCUCAUUCAGAAUCACUUCGUUGAUGAAUACGACCCAACCAUUGAGGACUCAUACAGGAAGCAGGUGGUGAUUGAUGGAGAAACAUGUCUGUUGGAUAUCCUGGAUACUGCAGGUCAGGAAGAGUAUAGUGCAAUGAGAGACCAAUAUAUGAGGACUGGAGAGGGUUUUCUGUGUGUCUUUGCCAUCAACAAUACCAAGUCUUUUGAGGACAUUCAUCAAUACAGGGAACAGAUUAAGAGGGUCAAAGACUCUGAUGAUGUGCCUAUGGUGCUUGUGGGUAAUAAAUGUGAUCUACCAGCCCGUACUGUGGACACGAGGCAAGCCCAGGAACUAGCUCGUAGUUAUGGUAUACCGUACAUUGAAACUUCUGCAAAAACAAGACAGGGAGUGGAAGAUGCCUUUUACACACUUGUCCGGGAAAUUAGGCAGCACAAGCUGAGGAAACUAAAUCCUCCAGAUGACAAUGGCCAAGACUGCAUGAAUUGCCGCUGUGUGGUGUCAUGAUCUGUGCAUGUGCGUCACAUGGCUUUUAGAGCAGUGCAGCUUUCCAGACAGCAAAUGCUGCAACAACUUCACAGACGCUGGAUGUUAGAGCAGACUGUUUAUAAGGGAAACCCUUAUUCUGGCACUCCUGCAGUCUUCUUAGGAACAAUCCUGUCUCUCUUCUUCAUAACGGAGGAAAGAAGUUGUACCUCAAUUUAAUGGUCUCAACACUGGAGUUUGUACGACUGGAUGAAAGCUGCCACACUUAUAUUUAGAUUAAACCAUUCUAUCUACUCUUAACUGGAAGUAAUAAAUCAGAAAAUAACCUCAUGUAUUGCUUUGUCAGCUGUGGAUGUUAGUAAAACACUUAAAAAACGCACCAGUUAGUAUAUGUCUGAAUGUUGGAAAUAUAAUAUUUGUUUUGUCGUUUGUUUAGAGAAGGACAUCUAAUAAAUUGUAAAUAAUUGUUGGUGUUCUCUAGCAAAGAGGACAUUUAUCAAUAUGCAGUAUGUGUAUUGCAGGUUAUGGUGCAAUAGAUUGUGAUGUAAGAUUGAUUAUAAGGUACACUUAUGAUACAGUAAGUUGAUUUGCACACGUUAUAAGACGCUAUAUGAAAUGACAGACAUUCUUGGCCUUUGUUUUUAAUGGUCUUCAGUUUGUGCCUUGAUGAAGUAUCCAGAUGUGAUGCUUUUAAAUGACUGUAUUGGACACGUGUAAAGUUAAAAAAAGAACAGAUUUAUGGUCUUAUUAAAGAAUAAUCACAUAUGUUGGUAAACUAUCACAUAGCUACCUUAAAAAAAGUGAAACUACAACAUUUCUUGAUAUUUUACUCAGCACUGUGCUGUUAGGAUGUUUUUCAAGGGCAUGAGCUUGAAUUCUUUGGACAUAAAGAUUGCAACACUA
This is a messenger RNA of Misgurnus anguillicaudatus (oriental weatherfish), 1744 nucleotides long. RefSeq names its product HRas proto-oncogene, GTPase b (gene hrasb). Gene Ontology annotation, molecular function: GTPase activity; GTP binding. Gene Ontology annotation, biological process: signal transduction. The record is from RefSeq and is a predicted model, not a curated record. Gene Ontology annotation, cellular component: membrane. Lineage: Eukaryota; Metazoa; Chordata; Actinopteri; Cypriniformes; Cobitidae.